This is a messenger RNA of Hemicordylus capensis (graceful crag lizard), 1373 nucleotides long. It is a transcript of the gene HDGFL3, whose product is annotated as HDGF like 3. Gene Ontology annotation, cellular component: nucleus. Gene Ontology annotation, molecular function: double-stranded DNA binding; transcription coregulator activity. The record is from RefSeq and is a predicted model, not a curated record. Gene Ontology annotation, biological process: regulation of transcription by RNA polymerase II. The coding region runs from base 628 to 1239 and encodes 203 amino acids. Lineage: Eukaryota; Metazoa; Chordata; Lepidosauria; Squamata; Cordylidae. The transcript is spliced from 6 exons.
CGCUGCAGCGCCUGUGCCGAAGAUGGGAAGCGCAAUGUAGCUCGCUCAGCGCGGCGGGAGGCGGCGGCGGCUGGCUACAUUUUUUCCUCUGGCAACAUUGUUACCAAGCCAGAGGUUGGGGGAGGGGGAUCUCCGCCUCCCCCUACACACACACACACACACACACACACUUUCGGGGGAGGGGGGGAGAAAGAAAGAAAAAAGAAAGAAACGCGCGGCGGGGGGAGCCUUUCCUAGCCAAGGAGUCCCGCAAGGCGGCUGGAUCCCUUGGUUCUUGGGGGCUGGUGGUGGCGGUGGCGGUGCGGGGUCCAGGGCCUCCCCUCCCCCGCUUUGCACACGCACACACACACACACACUCCUCUCUCACACGCGCGCACACACAGCCCAGCUAGCUUCCCCUCUCCUCCUUCGCCUUCUCCUCCUCGCCGCCGCCGCCGCCGCCUUGCCCAGGGCCCACAUCCGCGCCUCCCCACCCGCUCGCUGGGCAGAGGCGAAGAGGGAGGGGGCGGCCGGCCGAGCGCAUCUCCUUCCCCCCUCCCCAGAGCUUGGAGGGUCGGGCAAGGCCCGGGAGCGGUGGUGGGGGUUGCGUCGGACUCGGCGACGGGGAGGGGAGGCGGGCAGAAGCCGAUGGCUCGUCCGAGGCCUCGAGAAUAUAAAGCCGGGGAUUUGGUAUUCGCCAAGAUGAAGGGCUACCCGCACUGGCCGGCCAGGAUCGAUGAACUCCCUGAAGGAGCAGUGAAACCUCCAGCAAAUAAGUACCCAAUCUUCUUUUUCGGGACUCAUGAAACUGCAUUCUUGGGGCCUAAAGACCUCUUCCCAUACAAAGAAUAUAAAGACAAGUUUGGGAAGUCGAACAAACGAAAAGGAUUUAAUGAAGGCCUGUGGGAAAUAGAAAACAACCCCGGUGUCAAGUUUACUGGAUACCAGGCAAUUCAGCAACAGAGCUCAUCAGAAACUGAAGGAGAGGGAGGGAAUACGGCAGAUGCCAGCAGUGAGGAGGAAGGCGAUCGGGUAGAAGAGGAUGGAAAAGGCAAAAGAAAGAACGAAAAAGCGGGCUCAAAACGGAAAAAAUCCUACACUUCAAAGAAAUCUUCCAAGCAGUCACGGAAAUCUCCCGGAGAUGAAGAUGACAAGGACUGCAAAGAGGAAGAAAAUAAGAGCAGCUCUGAUGCCGGGGAAGCAGGCAACGACACAAGAAAGACCUCUUCAGACUUGCAGAAGACUAGCGAAGGGACUUAACCAACAUAUUGACUGCUGCAUAUUAAGGGAAGACGCCAGAAGGUUACAUGUUUGGUUGUCUAAUAUUCUUGGAUUUGAUAGAAGUCAGCACAUCUGUUCAUCAGCAGCAUCUCUGUUUGUAUGCACAUUUAUUC